AUGCGCGCCUUCAGAGCCCCCAAUUCGCUCCUAAGAGGCGUCAAUGGUCUCGCGCAGGUGUCGCGAAGCCAAACCCAGGCUCCCCUCGCAGCACGCCUAGUCGCACCAUCGACACACCUCACGACAACCCGCGCCUUCACCAACUCCUCCCCCCUCGCGAAGAAGAAGAAGGCCCCUAACUACCCGACCUCCGACUCCCCCGAGAUCGUCUCCCGGACGUCCCACUCCGCCACGCCCAACAACAAAGACCACGAGUCCGACCCGGACGACGUCCCGGGCUCGAAGCACCCGAAACCGGACCCCGCCGACCCCCUCGACUUCGCCGACGUCGCCUCCCGCUUCCAGUCCCUCGCCGCCUUCCACACCGACAUCCUCAAGAAGAUCCAGCACGGCGACCGCUUCUCCACCGAGGCCAUCGGCGCCCUCUCCGUCCAGCCCAACCGCAAGGACCCGGCCUGCUACCCCCUUCGCGAGCUCGCCGAGGUCGUCCCCCGCCCCGGGGGCCGCGCCGUCUCCCUCCUCCUCCACGAGAAGGACUACGUCCAGCCCGUCAUGUCCGCCGUCCAGGCGUCCCCCGACUUCAACCAGCAGCCCCAGCGCGACCCGGACAACGAGCUCGAGCUGAUCCUCAAGGUCGAGCCCCAGAACAAGGACGAGGUCGUCCGCAAGGCCAAGGACAUCGCGCAGGCGUGGAGGGAGAAGAUGAGGCACGUCACCGAGAAGAGGAAGAAGACGCACGCCAAGUGGCAGAAGGAGGGGUCCAUCAUCCCCGAUCUGAAGAAGAGGGCGGAUAAGGAGCUGCAGAAGGUGCAGGACAAGGAGAUGAAGGUAGUCGAGCAGACCGAGCAGCAGACCCUGAGGAAGCUCCAGUAG
Colletotrichum karsti is the source of this 873-nucleotide messenger RNA. RefSeq names its product ribosomal recycling factor. NCBI's taxonomy places the organism in Eukaryota, Fungi, Ascomycota, Sordariomycetes, Glomerellales, Glomerellaceae. The record is from RefSeq and is a predicted model, not a curated record. Bases 1 to 873 code for a protein of 290 amino acids. The transcript has 2 exons.